GCUGCACGGCGUCGGCAGCCUGUUUCCAGCCAUCUGGCUGGUCAUCCGGCCACGCAGUCGUCCCCUUAGACGUCUGGAGACAGAAAACCUCCAGGGAAUAUGGAGGAAUCACCACAACUUUCGUUUUCUUCUUUGCAGAGCGGCGUACGAGACGCAAUUUCCAAGGUGUUGGAAGUAACCCUGCAGGAUCGGAAGUACGAUGCGUCCAGCAUCGAAGAAUGGUCGGAUGCGAUAUGCUCCCAAACGUUGGCUGCCCUGAGAAGUAUCAGCGGCUCUUUCAAGUACACCGUCACGUGCGUGCUGACACAGAAGACGGGAGGCGGCUUUCACACCAGCUCGGCUGCAUGUUACGAGCCCUCGACCGACGGGUGCGUGGUGGAGAGAUGGGAAAACCAAAGCAUCCUCGCCAUCGUGGUCGUCUUCGGGUGCUCCUUGUAGAAGACUGCGCUGCCCCUCUAACAAUCUAUUUCGUGUGUGUUUAUCGUGUUCCGGGCGAUGACCCUGUUUUUUUUACUGUUGGGGACUUCGCGUAAGACCCGAUGACAAAGUACUCAUUAGGUGUGCACCCCUUGACACAAGAGAAAACCCCGCGGCGGUACAACAGUUUCGGGGAUAUGAUGAGUGGGAACUUGCGUAGAUAGUGACAGCGUCAGGUAAUUCAUCGGGAGAUCUCCGACUGGGCUUUCCGCGCUCGACUUGAUCCAGGCAGCGAUUUUACUCCCUGGCGCUUUCCCCGCGGAAUCGAAAGUGGGGUCCCCGGUGCACAGGACAGAUAAAUACACACGGAGGAAUUCCUUGUGUUCGUGUUUGCUCCCCCUAUCCCCCCGCAAAGAACUGGGUGUCGUUUGGUGUGUUCGUUUUUGAAUAGUUUGUUUAGCUCGUUGUCACUCAGAGCCUCUUUUGUUCGCCUUGCUGCGGCUAUGAGCGUGGCCACACCAUUGUAGAGUUAUAUAUGAAGAGAGUGUCUGAGGGGUAGCGCCACGAAGGGUCCUUCGUCUCUCACACGCCAGAUCGAGUCUCUAGGUUGGCAUCUCGAUGUAAACUGUGAUCGGGCGGCUCUUUGGAGAUCCACCUCGGGCUUGUGGUUGCAAGCACGAGGAGUACGUAGGGAGCAUCCGAUGACUGUAAACUGAGGGCGCAUGUGGCCCCUUCAGCAUUCGUAGCCGGGGGAGUUGUUUGCUUGUCGUACAGAAGCGUUUGUAGACAGCGGCGGCUGUCUAUCCCAACGGAACUAUUUGAUAGCGAAUUGCGUAUACAGUUCCGCGCCGUGGUUUGUUGUGUUUUUCUGCGUGGUGCACACUUCCGGCGGCACACUUCGACUAUCACGUUCAUAUAGGAAUGGCUGUCGGCUUGAUCUAUAGGCCAUGUUGCUCAAUAGCACGGGGUGAUGAAUCUUCCCCACUGUUUCGUACACGCACCCCUUGCCUCGGUUUCUGUCGUCACCUACCCUACACCACCGCACGUUUGCAGAAACAACUCCUGCCACAGCUCCUUAAGU
Messenger RNA from Ectocarpus sp. CCAP 1310/34, 1498 nucleotides. The record is from the annotation of a GenBank genome assembly. NCBI's taxonomy places the organism in Eukaryota, Phaeophyceae, Ectocarpales, Ectocarpaceae.